Molecule: messenger RNA, 470 nt
Organism: Aspergillus ruber CBS 135680
Lineage: Eukaryota; Fungi; Ascomycota; Eurotiomycetes; Eurotiales; Aspergillaceae
Exons: 1
Coding region: 19-393 (124 amino acids)
Source: RefSeq, a predicted model, not a curated record
CUUCCUUCUACCACGUCGAUGAAUACGUCAAACAUCCUACCUACCGCGACUGGCGCCUCACCCACCCAAGCAUGCCUUACCACGCCUACUGGGUCUUCAGGCCAAUGCGAUGAAGCGGGAAUUGCACCACAAACAAAGGUUGGGAUUGGUGUCGGUGUCGGACUCGGUUGUGCAUUCCUCAUCGCCCUGGCUGCUAUCAUCUGGUAUUUCCGUCAUCAUCAGAAAGCUUCAAAUGCGACAAGCACGCCACCUGCUUGGUCUCCACCAGAUCCCUCGCAAGACUCUUCCAAACAGGGGCCUAUAACUCAACAGCCACGGCCUCCAGUUGAAGUCCCCGGUGACUUUGCAGUUGAAGCUCCUAGUGAUCGUGUCAGAUAUGAGUUGCCGUCGUGAAAUUUACACCAAUAUAUACGGUUAUGACAUAAUAUCAAGAAGGUUGGAUACUUGAACAGCGUUAGACAUUUGAUUGA